AUGGAGGAGGACGACGAGAUGCAUUCACCGGCGUCGGCGGGGAGCGGAUCUCCGACGUCGCCGACGACGAACGGCCGGAUAACGGUGACGGUGGCGGUACCGUCUCAGAUACCGGCGUCGGCGCAACACUCGCCGCCGAGGAACAACCAGCUGACCCUGGCGCUGCCGUCGCAGGGGGUUCGGAGCAGCGGCGGCGGGAGAGAGGACUGCUGGAGCGAGAGCGCGACGGCGGUGCUGAUAGAGGCGUGGGGGGAGAGGUACUUGGAGCUGAGCAGAGGGAACCUGAAGCAGAAGCACUGGAAGGAGGUGGCGGACAUUGUGAGCAGCAGAGAGGACUACGGCAAAACCCCAAAGACUGAUAUCCAGUGCAAGAAUAGAAUCGACACCGUCAAGAAGAAGUACAAGCUUGAGAAGUCCAAGAUGCUCGCCGGAGCCGGCCCCAGCAAGUGGCCCUUUUUCGCCAAGCUUGAUCAUUUGAUUGGCGCCACCGGGAAGGGGACUCCUGGCUCCGGCGGCGGUCCGGUGCCGCCGGGGUUCAUGUCCAAGAACCACAAGAUUCCGAUGGGAAUGCCGGUCGGGGUCCGCGGCGGAGGAGGAGGAGUUGGGCAGUUUGUGCCCAAGCACCUGCAGCAACUGCAGAAGGCUAAUGCCAAGAAGAGGGGUCCUCCUCCGGUGGAGUGGGACUCGGAUUCUUCGAGAGAGGUCUCUCCUGUGUCGGCUGAUAGCUUUCCGCCGCCGCCUGUUUUUGAGACGAAGAGGCCGAGGACGGCGGGGCGGGGGGCGAAUGCUGGUUUGGGGAGGGGAGGGGCAGGAAGAGGAGGGGUUGGGAAAGAGAUUAGAGGAAGAGAGGGGGGUGGAGAGAAGAAAAGUGGGUGGGGGGAUUCAAUGAGGGAGUUGACGCAGGCAAUGCUGAGGUUCGGGGAGGCUUAUGAGCAUGCCGAGACUGCGAAGCUGCAGCAGGUGGUGGAGAUGGAGAAGCAGAGGAUGAAGUUCGCUAAAGAGUUGGAGCUGCAGAGGAUGCAGUAUUUCAUGAAGACCCAGAUGGAAAUUUCGCAUGGUAGGAGGAAUGGGAAUGCUAGUAAUCAUCAUCGCAGCGUCAACAACAACAACACCAACAACAACAGUGAUAGCAACUAGGAAAGGGAAACAACCCCAAGUUGGCGAAUUUGUACUCCUAAAAGCGGUAGGUUUGAGUGUAUGAUCUGUUUUUCUCUUUUGUAUCACAUAUUUAAGUUUGUGAAAUGUUAGGGAGAGAGUAGUGUCAUCAGGGUAAAUGGUUGAUUAGGAUUUAGAGUUGAUUCUUAUUGGCAAGUGAAGUUGAGUCUUCUUGACAUACCUGUUGUGAAUGUUUAACAUUAUGAAAUGAAAAUGAGGAUCAGCUUUAGCAUU
Fragaria vesca subsp. vesca is the source of this 1389-nucleotide messenger RNA. RefSeq lists its product as uncharacterized. Gene Ontology annotation, cellular component: nucleus. Lineage: Eukaryota; Viridiplantae; Streptophyta; Magnoliopsida; Rosales; Rosaceae. The record is from RefSeq and is a predicted model, not a curated record. The transcript has a single exon. Gene Ontology annotation, molecular function: transcription cis-regulatory region binding. The coding region runs from base 1 to 1137 and encodes 378 amino acids.